AUUAACACCAGACCAACCAUACGUUAAGUGUCGGAAAUGAUGUCUCCAGCUGAUCCUCGACGAUCGAUACACCAUUUUGGAAGUUUCGUUACAUUCUUCAAAAAUAUAUUGUGCUUUAUAUGAGGCUUUAUUGGCUUCCCAGAAAUGGGAGACUUAGAUCCUCUUGAGGUCCCGGGUCUAUUAAAGCUGAAAUAUUGGACAAGAAACAAUUCUUCACGCUCAUUACCGUUCAUCCGAAGGAUGGUUUCUUCAUUAAAAUCUGUAAUUACUAUUCCUUCGGCCUAGUUACGGUGCAAUCUGACACACGAUAGAUCAAGGAAAAGAUUUGUGAGUGAUGGCGUUGAUGCGUCCGCCAGAAUGGCCUGGAUAAUGCUUUGGCAGACCACGUCGCUCGAUCGUGAGCGGUUUGAACGACUCCUGCACAAACACAAUAGCGGAAGCGGUUAUAGCGCCUGAUAACUAAACAACACAGCAACCACAAUGUCUGAAGAUACGCGCGUCAAAAUACAGGUUUUCCGGCCAACUUGGGAAGAGUUCAAGAAUUUUCCAAAGUAUAUAGAAUACAUAGAGUCACAAGGUGCUCAUAAAGCCGGCCUAGCAAAGAUUAUACCGCCACCAGAAUGGAUACCGCGCAAGAUGGGAUACAAUUUGGAUAGCUUGGACAUUACUAUACCGGCCCCAAUUUGUCAGGUAGUAACGGGAAAGCAAGGACUUUAUCAACAAAUCAACAUUCAAAAGAAUCCCUUAACCGUAAAGCAGUUUGCUGAAUUAGCUAAUACAGAACGCUAUGCUACACCUAAACAUUUCGACUAUGAAGAUUUGGAGCGAAAAUACUGGAAGAACAUUACUUACGUUGCUCCCAUUUACGGUGCUGAUGUAUGCGGAAGUAUUACCGAUAAAGACUGCGAUAUCUGGAACAUUAAUCAUCUCGGUACGAUAUUGGAUUACGUUGAUGCGGAUUAUGGAAUAUCGAUAGAUGGAGUAAAUACGGCUUAUCUCUACUUUGGGAUGUGGAAAACAACGUUUGCCUGGCACACCGAGGAUAUGGAUUUGUACUCCAUCAACUAUCUGCACUUUGGUGCACCCAAAACAUGGUACGCUGUGCCACCGGAGCAUGGCCGAAAGUUGGAAAAGCUGGCAAAAAAUAGUUUCCCCGCCAGCCACAAUACGUGUUCCGCCUUCCUGCGCCACAAGAUGACGCUCAUUAGUCCGCAGAUUCUCAAGCAACACAACAUUCCAUUCGAUAAGAUAACGCAGGAAGAGAAUGAAAUAAUGAUUACCUUUCCGUUUGGUUACCAUGCCGGAUUUAAUCACGGGUUUAACUGUGCCGAAUCGACCAACUUUGCCAUGCCUCGAUGGAUCGAGUACGGUAAACGAGCGGCACAGUGCUACUGCAGCACGGAUAUGGUUAAGAUUUUGAUGGAUACCUUUGUGAAACGGUUCCAACCGGAGCGGUACGAAUCGUGGAUGGAUGGUACCGAUUUUGGUCCGCAUCCGGAAGAUCCGACCAGUAUCGUAGGCCCACCACCACGCAUUACAGAAGCAGAUGACGAAAAGGGCGAGGGUAUUGGCGAGGGUGAACCAGUACCGAUGAAGAAGGGUUGCAAUCCCACGGUCAGCAUAAGGAAGAUUUCGUUCAAGGAGAAAAAUCCCGACCUAGACCUAUUGGACAUCCAACAAAAUCCACACCUGCCGGAUGAUGUUAAGCAGGCACUUAGUGGCAUUGCAGAGGAAGACGACGAGUGUGAUUUGUCCGCACAAACGCAACAGCCAUCGAAAAGCUUCAAACCAUCGUCUUACGAUCCAUUCGACGAUGAGGAGGACGAAGAACCCGAAACAAAUGCGAAAAAAUCGGGCAAAAAACGGAAAAAAAUGGACAGCGAUUACGAUGACGAUUGGUACUCUAGCACCCAUGGAAGAGCGCGGGCGCGCAAAAGCGUAACACCGAAAAAACGAGACGAUACCAAUGAAGAAUCGAACAGAGCCAACAAUCGGAGGGCACAGCUAGAGGCGAAAAAGAAGGAAAAGGAAGAGAAAAAAGCCGCUAGACAGAAGCAGCUCGCCGAGAAAAAGGAAGCCUUGGCUAAAGAGCGCAAGGAACGGCGGCUGGAGAACGAACGUCUUAAACGGCUGCUCGUCGUUCGUAAGUUUCAGGCAGAAAAUAAUCGUACCGUGGCAAAGCAAGAAAAACCGCUUCCCAUUACGCCUCCCGAUCCGUUACGCGUUGAGCCGAAAACGAACGGUGGGUUUGGGUGUGGGAGAAUUUGCAUCCUAAAGGCACCGACCUAUCAACGGUCCGUAUCGUUGGACGAGGAAGAUCCACUCAAUGUACGAGCACGCCAUUCAAUGCCACCACCGUGCAAAGGUGGUAAACCUGGGAAAGCAAUAAUAAAAUCGACCGUGCGCAAAUCACUUCCCGAUCCCGUGCUUACGGAUAUAAUGAAACGAUAUCCCGAAGUGGUAGUAGAACGUUCAAUUCCUACGCAAGCUGGUGCAUUCGGCAUUAAUCGUAAGCCCGAAAGUAAGGCAGAAAUUACACAAACCUGUUCAAUAACUCGCGUAGCGAAUCCGCGCAAAAGCAAACCGGUCCCGAACAACGCUAGUCUCUUGCGGCAAAAUGGCAAAACGGUGAGUUGUGUUAGUAUAGAAAAGAUUGACACGAAAAGUGCGUCCAUCUCUUCGGCUCCUGGUAGCGUAAGUAACAUGGUUCCCGGUUCUUUUAAGAAAAAAUCUACUAAAAGCCCCAAGUAUAUUCGGCCAGUAAACGUUAAACCGGUCGUGUAUGAAGCGCCGAGUAAAAAUCCAUCGCCAGAUUUGUUCGACAAUAGUAAAGACUACCUAACAGUAUUUAAUCAAUUUGUGACGGCCGAUAAGAAAGUGUGUCCGAUGUUGGUCAGUAGCACCUCACAAAUAGUACGCCCGACGAACAGUUCGGGGCAGCAUAAAAUUCCACCCACGGGCAGCUUUAAUCUGAAUACACCGAAUAUGGCCGAGGAUUUAACAGUUUCAAAAAAAAAUCUACCAAACCAAACCGGUGUGAGUGUGGCAAAGCAACCACAGCUAGCAAACGUUGGUACCACAUCGGUACGGUCGAAUGCUAAACAAUCGCCGCUACUAUCGCCCAAGAACGAAGCGUCAUCAGCGGUAGCAAGUACCAAAUGCCACGGUGGGAAUGAAUCUACCGUUCUUUUCAUCACCAACAAUCACAUCAACAGGGAACGUACGAUACUGAAAGUACCGACACCUGCAAUAAAACCGAUCACACAACCAGUAUCGGUUACGGAACAUCCCGGUGUGGAUGUAAAUUCACAGUCCAAAAAUUUAGUAUUCAUCAUUAGCGAAACCGGCACAAAGCUGCAUCCCCUAAUGCCAUACAACGAUGCACCGCUAACGGAGGAUUUGCUGUCCGCUAUCAACAGUACGCCGGUGCCACAGUCAGCAAAUUUUCGUGCAAAGGAAUCUUUAAUGCAGCGGAACAGUUCAUGCAGUUAGGAACGUAGUUGAAUGUGAUGUAUGGUUAGUUUUAAUUUUGCCUAUCAACCAAAAACAAACCCAUACCAGAUGUAAAUGUUUAUCAUUUCCGUUGUUCUGUUUAAUGCUCAUUCUUUAGAUCCUGAUGAGCUCGGGAAGUUAGUACUUUUCACGAUACAAGAAAAAACCAACAAAAAGUUUCAUUUCUAUUGUAAAACGAUUUUCUUUUAACGUAGGUUGGAUCUUUUAGCAUUUAAUAUGUGAUGUGAUAGUGCAGAUAACAUGCAUCAUCUGAACAUCAGACUUUAAAGUUUAGCAAACAACACAACGUUCUGUGUGUUUAUGUAGCAUGUAUUAAGCAAAAAAUGUGUGCUUUUUACAUUUAAUUAUUAGCCGCUUCAUCAUGGUCUCAUCGCUCGAUCCUGCUGAACAGUUUCAGUUUGUAAGACGUUAGGGAAAAGGUGUUACACGUUUUUUGGGGGGAAGAGAAUGUAUUUGCUGCAUUUUCCCCCUUGCGUGUUUAGUUAUCACACCUAAUAGAAGUAUAAUAACAGCUAUGCAAAUUAAUGUGAACUACCAUUUUAACAAUACAACUAUAGAUAAAUGAUUUCAAACAGCACAAUCACAAA
Molecule: messenger RNA, 4100 nt
Organism: Anopheles funestus (African malaria mosquito)
Lineage: Eukaryota; Metazoa; Arthropoda; Insecta; Diptera; Culicidae
Product: probable lysine-specific demethylase 4B
Exons: 11
Coding region: 481-3492 (1003 amino acids)
Biological process (GO): chromatin remodeling
Cellular component (GO): nucleus
Molecular function (GO): histone H3K36 demethylase activity; histone H3K9 demethylase activity
Source: RefSeq, a predicted model, not a curated record